Molecule: messenger RNA, 1082 nt
Organism: Chrysoperla carnea
Lineage: Eukaryota; Metazoa; Arthropoda; Insecta; Neuroptera; Chrysopidae
Gene: IFT46
Product: intraflagellar transport protein 46 homolog
Exons: 5
Coding region: 24-1082 (352 amino acids)
Biological process (GO): cilium assembly; intraciliary transport
Cellular component (GO): motile cilium; centrosome; intraciliary transport particle B
Source: RefSeq, a predicted model, not a curated record
AACGUUUUAGAAUUUUUAUAAAAAUGGCUCAUCUUAGCAAAAGUAAUAGUGAUAUGUCUUCGUCAGGAUCAGAACCAGAACUACGAAACAUCGGGGAUUCUCCAAAUCCUGAACGAUUUAUUUCAAAUUUAUCAGAAUCACCCACAGCUGGACCAUCUAAUAAUGUUACAACAAUGGUUCAAAGACGUCCAAGUGAAGCUCGAACAAGAUUAUCAGCUAGACCACCUACAUUUCCAAAACCGAAUAAUUCAUCAACAGAAACGAGUGAAUCGGAUGAUGAAGAUAAUAUGGACACACAUACCAAAGUGGCUUUACCUGAGGGUAGUUAUGAUCCAAAACAGUUUGAAAAUUUACAAGUAUCUGCAGAAAUAUCAAAUCUGUUUGAUCAUAUAAUGAGGUAUACACCACAAAGGAUUGACAUGGAAUAUCGAUUAAAACCUUUCAUACCAGAGUUCAUACCAGCUAUUGGUGAUACUGAUGCAUUCUUAAAAGUUGUUACUCCAGACAGAGAAUGGACAGGGGAAUCAUUUAAUACUAGCUCAUUAUUACAACUAGGCUUAGAGGUACUAGAUGAACCAUCAGCAACUCAGAGUGAUUCAGCGUUAUUAUUUUUGCAAUUACGAGCUACUGAAAAAAGUAAAAAAUCCAAAACGCCAAUGAAUGUAAAGAAAAUUCAAGAUGUGGAUAAAAACCCCAAAGCAAUUGAUCAAUGGAUAAAUGAUAUCAGUGAUUUACAUGGUUCACAUCCACCUCCUACAGUUACGUAUAAAAAUUCAAUGCCCGAUGUGGACUCACUAUUGCAAGAUUGGCCGCAAGAAGAAGCGGAUGCAUUAAAAAAUGGAUUUCCAAAUUAUCAAAUGAAUUGUACAUUAGAACAAUAUAUUGAAUUAGUUUGUUCAAUAUUCGAUAUUCCGGUGUACGAGAGCCGCAUCGAAUCGUUACAUGUAUUGUUUUCGAUGUGUCUAGCGAUCAAAAACUAUUAUCUGUAUUUGAAUACUACAGAAAAUUUGGAAAUUGAAUCGAAACCUUUAACUCGUUUAUCUGAAGACAGUGACAAUGAACAAGUGAUUAUCAAUUAUUAA